AUGCCUGGGGCAGAUGGUCCCUAUCCACUUCCAUCGGAUGCUGAAGAAGCCGCGAGACUCGAAACCCAAUAUCUACUCCUCAAGUUCUGCUUCGACGGACAAUUCACGUUUGCUCCAGUCAACCUCGUGGAUGGAGAUAAAGUGCUGGACUGUGGGUGCGGUUCCGGCGUAUCCCUGCACGCAUUUACGCGUUUACGACUCAAAGGGCUCUGGACACUCGACCUUGCGCGUUCGUUCGCUUCCUCUACUGGCGUCUCAUUCACAGGAAUCGACAUCAACCCGUCCAUGUUUCCCACUGAUAUUCCUCCAUCUGUCUCCUUCGACGUCCACUCUGUCCUCUCCCUACCAUCCUCAUGGACCUCCCGCUUCACGCUCAUAAACCAGCGCUUCCUAAUCGGCGGUCUCACUGUCUUUCAAUGGCCCGUUGCCCUGCGCGAGCUCUACCGCGUUCUGAAACCCGGUGGAUGGGUGCAGCUUAUGGAGUCCUCUAUGGGUUGCGAGCCGGAAGAAGAUGGCGUCGAGCGGACGCGCGCCGAGCGGCUAAUCUGCGCGCUACUUACCAAACGCGGGUGCCUCGUCUCCGACCGCUUCGCGACGAUUGAGUCUAUGCUGAGCGAUGCUGGGUUUCGAGAUAUCCGUGUCGUAGAGAAGGUGUACUCGGAUGUUCAGUGGACGGCCGAGCAAAGGGAAGCAAACAGGGCGUUGUUUCUGAGUGUGAUGCGGGGUAUCGAGCCGGCCGUACUGCGUGAGGGACUCGAAAGCGAAGAGGGGUACGAGCAGCUCAUGCACGAAACUCAACGCGACAAGAACCUGGGUAUGACCGGCGGGAUUGGGAAGGUGAUUGUCUUCUGUGCUCAAAAACUCGACGUGUAA
Messenger RNA from Coniophora puteana RWD-64-598 SS2, 873 nucleotides. Its product is annotated as S-adenosyl-L-methionine-dependent methyltransferase. Gene Ontology annotation, molecular function: methyltransferase activity. Bases 1 to 873 code for a protein of 290 amino acids. The transcript is spliced from 3 exons. Lineage: Eukaryota; Fungi; Basidiomycota; Agaricomycetes; Boletales; Coniophoraceae. The record is from RefSeq and is a predicted model, not a curated record.